Molecule: messenger RNA, 9488 nt
Organism: Mercenaria mercenaria
Lineage: Eukaryota; Metazoa; Mollusca; Bivalvia; Venerida; Veneridae
Product: failed axon connections homolog
Exons: 6
Coding region: 180-1040 (286 amino acids)
Cellular component (GO): cytoplasm
Source: RefSeq, a predicted model, not a curated record
UUAUAAAGCCCAACAUCCAUUACAGGUAAAAUGUUGCCGUGCGGGCUAGUAUUAUCAAUAUAGAUAUAUCUGGAAUAUUUAUUCUUUGUAUUCAGUGGUAAUUUCCCGUCAUACAUGCUUCUAUAGAUUUUGGAAAUUAAAUACUUCAGAAAUAAUUUGGGAAUAACUAGUAUAUAAAAAUGGAGCAUAUCACGGACUUUUACAUUACAAACUGGCCAUUCAUUAUUGCUGCACUGGUAGUGGUUGGGACGACGUUACUUGUUAUCAGGAUAUUAAAAACACGACAAAAACCAAGACUGUGUGGUGUAGAUUAUCCUGCAGAUACUGUUAUAUUGCAUCAGUUUGAAAGAGGAAGAACUGCGCCAAGCAUUGGACAUUUUGUUAUGAAACUUGAGACCUUCCUUAGGAUCAACAAAAUCCCCUAUCAGUCUAAUUAUAACUUCCGCAAUGGCCCGAAAGGGAAGGUACCCUGGAUUGAGUACAACGGAAUAACAAUGGGAGAUUCACAAAUGAUCAUUGAAUUGUUGAACAAAGAAUUCAAAGUUGACAUGGACAGCCACCUUUCAGUAUAUGACAAAGCAGUAGCAUGGGCAAUUCAAAAAUGGAUAGAAGAGUACGUGUACUGGUUGAAUGUUCACACACGCUGGGUAAUUUUCACAGAUGAUAUGUUCACAGAAGGCAUUGCUGUUUUUUCACGAGCAUUGAAACCUUUAAUAAGGAAAAAAGCGUUUGAUAUGACGUUUAAAGUUGGAAUUGGCCGCCAUAGUAACAAAGAGGUGCAUGAAAUGAUGGUGCAUGAUUUACGGCAGUUUGCUGAACUUCUUGGAAACAAAAAGUUCUUAAUGGGAGAAAAGAUGGCUGUCGUUGACUGUGCCGCGUUUGGAAUACUUUCACAAGUAAGAUGGUGUACUCCGUCAAGCUGCCCGGGAACCAGACUGCUGCAAAGUGGCGAACUCCAGAAUGUUACCAGAUAUCUGGAUAAUAUUAAAGAUGCAUUUUGGCCGGACUGGGAAUCGCUCAAAAGCAAACAAAAUAGAUAACCGAGAUGAAACGUUCUCUAAGUAAACAAAAAGACAAAUUAAGAACGGAUAUGUAAUAUUUCCUACAUGACAAUCAAAUCCGGACACAAGUGUUUAAACGACUGAUAUAUUCCAAGACAAUACUGCUGUUAAACUCGCUCACUCUACAAGUUGUUAGCGUUUCAAAUGCACUGUGUUCAUUUAUAGUUCUGGACAUCAAAUAGGCCAACCCGUUUGGUGUUUACAAGGGAAUAAACGGAAUUCAAUUUUUUGCUUGAUUAUCAUAACUUCCAAGUCUGCUUCUUAGGACAACACCGUUCUGGUGACAUAUGAGAAGAUACAGUCCACGAUCUCCGAGUUGAGCUGCCGACACAUACACCACUAGACCAUCGAUUCAUAACAAUCGUAUUACUUUUAAAGUUAAUAUUGAAAAAAAAAUGCUGUUUCACACAAUUUAUGCAGUUUAAGUUCCUUAUUUCUUUUUGUAUUAUGUUUAAAUAGAUAAAACAGUUGUCUAAAUAUAGAAAAUAUGCAAAACUGCAUAGUUACAAAAGCAUUACUUUCAAUAUUUUACACAAAACUGUAAUAGUCAGUUUCAUAAAGGGAGGUAAUUAAAUAUGAUCUAAUAAUACUUCCUGGCAAUCCUGCUAAUGCGAAUUAAACAUGUAAACCAAUGUAAGAAAUCUAAGGAAAUGAUUUUCGACGAUAGGAUUAGACAUGUUAUAAACAUAUCUAUUUUCGUGAAAAGUAUGGCAACCAUAUUAUAAACAAAGGCAUUAUGAGCUUUGAAAUGACCGAUAUUGUCGCAUGUAAAAUUUAUACGUAGAGUAAAAUUUAAUUAAGAGACCACGUCUACUAAAUGACCAAAUGCAAUAGCAUACCAUUUAUUCAGUUCAUUUUUUGAUGUAAAAGAACAAUUAGGUUAUGUUAAGAUACCACUUUUGUCCUUCACUAAGGUGAUCUAUUAAUACAAGUUUUAGUGUAUGUCAGACUAUAAAGCAACUAUAUUAUAGUGAUAACCCUUGGUAACUUGUAAAUAACGUAAUUUGAACUAUACACACCUUCCAAUUGUCAGUUUACAGUUUAACUUUUUAAAUUUCUAAAUACAUUCCCAAUUAAAUAUUGUAUGAAGGGGCAUGUUUAGAUACAUAUUUGGAAAUUGCGUUAUUUAAUGCGGGGACAUCUUAAUACAAUCAAAACCUAAGAUAAAGACAAUGACUGAAACCACAUGCGGUAUAGAUCAGUGGUGUUGCUUCAUAGUGUAUUCUAACCUGUGAGUAAAGACUGCUUGUCAAUAAAGACCAUAUUUGUCUCUUUCAAGGGUGGUCUUUACAGACAGGUUUGCGUUUUUUUAAAUCAAAUUUUCUGUUCAAAUUGGAUUUCCUCCUCUUCAACGGUUAUGCUACAGCAUAGGUUUAUUUCGCCGCAUUCCCGAGGUAGUAACGAGGGAAAACAAUACUGUAAAACACGCAUAUUUAUCGCCCAAAAUGUAUCCUUUCAAAUACUCUGGCCAGUAAUCACGGAUUAGAAUUUUAAUUCAUGAAAUCUGAUAGCUUUCAAACACAUUCAACAUAUAUUGCACCAUUGAGAGACAAUUUUAUAUGGUUAAUACACAGCGCUCAAUUCCCUAUACAUUGUUGAGUAAUCAGAAGCCAUGUGAGUUGCUUCAUUCCAACCUAUAAAGAGAUAUUCUUUUUGGUUUUAUGAAUAGAAAAUUGCUCAGAAUUAAAAACAAAAACACAUUUAUAUGCUGAAACAUGUUUACCUAUUACGCAGAUACCAAUAUUCUAAAGAUACUGUCGAAAUUUUGAUUACGGGAUCUUCCAUAUUCUGACAGUGCUCGUAUAAUUUAACUAAAUCAAGAAAAAGCUGUCUACCAGCAUCAGAACACGUGUGUCAGCCUGAAAUGAUAUUUGCACGCGUUAAUAAUCAUUAAAACGGAUGAUCUUACAGUUCACAGAUACCGAGAAUUAUAUCUAUGGAGGCUAUAAAAUGAUAUAUUGUGAAAAUUAUAACGAAUAAAAUGACAUGCGGGGGAUGGCAUUAUUUAAGUGUCAGUACGCACCGUUAUCAAUUCGUCUUGAAGAGAAACUAGAUAUCAUUAAAUGUUACUUUAUGUCCGAAUAGAUGUUAUCUAAAAUGUUUCCAGUUGAUAUUAUUUAUGACUUCAUUUGCGUUUUAAGGUUAUAAUACGUUAAACUUUAUUUCCUUUAUUAUAUUCUACAUGUAUAUAAAAUGCAUGGUGUUCAUAGUACUAGCAUACAUUUUUGAACCAUGCAGAACUUAAGGAAUAGACUGUUUAACAACUAUUUCGUAUCUUUCCACUGUACAAUGUAGUUCAAUGCAAAAUGAUUUACACCUCUGACGCCAUCAUCGUUACAGACCGGAAAAUUUGGCAUAUUCUAUCACCACCUUUGAGGCAGCCGUGGACUUGGUCACAAACUUACAAGUACUCAUGCCAAGUAAAAAAUAGGUCAACAUACUUUGAAUAUAUACCAAUGGCACAGUAAUUUACUACGCAUAACUAUCGUCUGCAUGCCUUUACUUAACAUCUUUUUACUUUGUAGCAUAACUGUAUAUAUUACCAAAUCGCAAUAUCAUAUUGAUGAUAAGGUUAGCCAAAUCAAAUCCUAUCUGAAUUGGGUUUCUAACUAUCAAAGCUUGCUGUUAGAGCAUGUGCCAUUUUCGGAAUGGAUUCUUUUCAUGAACGUACUAACAUAAAUCUGUGCUGAAAUAAUACUUUGAUUUAUAGUCUAAAAUAGAGAUCUUUGGUUUGUUUUGCUCGCAAAUGUACAUGCGAGUGUAUGGGGGUUGAACGACAGUCAAAUUAAAAAGCUACCAACUUGGUCAUGAUAUUGCUUAUAUGUUAAAUAUAUGUCAAAUUGCACCAUUGGAGUUAAACACCCUAAAAGUUGUCCGAAGGGGCAUAUUAUUGAAAUAUCAUAGAUUAUCGUAACUGAAAUAAUAAUGUUAGAGUACCAAUCUAAUUUACAUUAUUUAAUUUUGGAGUUGCCCAACAUUCGAAAUAAUUAUGUAACGGUAUAUACAUAUCCAAUCAGUGGUAAUUAAAAUGAAAGAAAGUACUAAUAGGGGUACUAGUAUCAUUGAAUAUUUUGUUUUGUUGAUACAAGAUCAAAUAUACAGAUUUACUUGAUUUCUUUCAGUAUGAUUUGUGGUGCACGUGUGCAGGUCUAUCCGCGCAUAUGAACAGGUCUUGUUACAGUUACAGAAGACUCGUUUACGUGCACAUGAACAGGUCUUGUUUCAGUUACAGAAGACCCGUUUGUGUGCAUAGAUAGAUCUUCACGCUAGAUGUUUAUUGUCCUUACAGAUCUUUCCGAAAUAUAUAGACCAUAGGCAAACAAAAGAGUAGGUGUCUAUGUGCCUUUUUUAUUUAUUUCAAACUGACAGAGAAUUAAACGUAAAUUUUCGUACAGUUUAAAAACGUAAAGGUUAAUAUCAAAUUCUGCAUUAAAUGAAAUCUAAUUAUAAUUAACCUAUUUUAUAUAACACUAUGAAACAAUAAUACGUAUCACAACAUUUUAGUCCAGCAUCAAUUUUAUGAAUACUUUCAUGAGAUUCAACUUUUGAACGAAUGAAUAAAUGUAUGUAUCUCUUUUCGUAAAGAAGUUAGUCUUGGCUACUUUGCUUCUACGAAAUUAAACUUUUUUUAUAAAUAACUGUUAAUUCCUCUCUACUUUAUUCUCGUUAAACCCCAAUUAUAUUCAUGAAAUAAUUUUGCACGAACUGUUUUGCUAUAACUUUUAUUCAAACCCUUGCAACAUUGACUUCGGUCAUUAACACUCGACCAUUUGAUGAAACAAUGUAUGAAAUGAUAGUUAAAUGAAUUGUGAUUGAUUGGUUAAUUGAUCGAAUAAAUGGAUGAAGCUAACUUACCAUACAAGAAAAGAAGUUUGUGAGGUUUUCAUAUCAUUUUUGUUAUUGUUUUAUCUGUCUCACAUUUUGCAAAUAGCAAAACUAAACACCACACAUUAACAAUUCUCUUUUAAAUUUUCACAAAGGUUCGUAAGUGUGCAAUUUUGUUUCGAGUUUUUACGACGAAUGAGGUUAGCAGUGGUCUUAACCAUCUUUAUAGAUGUUGUAUAUAUGUUAAUACACUUUGAAAUGAUUAAAAUCUUUAGAUAUAUUUAAAGCAACUUGUAAGUUACGCACCUUAAAAAGAGUCUGGGAGGUCAUUUUCGUGAAAACAUAAGGGUAAAUGUUACACACAACGUCCAGAACAGACAGACGAAGGAACUUUCAAAUCAUAGUCAUUACAUGUUUAUAUAUAUAUUUUUUUAAAUAACACUUAUUUUUUAUAUAUUAAAUUCUAUAAAGAAUAAUGCAUACCGCUAAGGGUGAAAGUUUGCAAAGACCUUAUUUUAAUCCAGUUUUUGUCUUUGUGCUUCCGUGGAGGUAGGCGGCAUUGUACCAAUAUGUCCCCCACACGUGGUAAGAAAGUAUUGUUUUUCUAUUGCUCAAAAAAGAUUACGUUAUAUAGCAUUGAAUUCAUAAAAUGAGUCUGUAAGUAAAUGGGUGUAAAAUAUAGUCAUUUCGUACAAUUAGCGUAAAACAUUUAUUUUCAUUAUGUCGAUAGUACAUUUUUUAUUGCAUCACUUAUUGUUGAUUGAUAGUAUAGAAGAGUAUUUUUAUUAUACAUAAUGCAUAUUACACCAAGAUCCAAUCUAAAUAAUGGGAAAUAAUUCUUACAAGCAAAACUACGCUAAUUAUAGCACAGUGAAUUUUUCAUUUGCGGCACGUACUUCUCCUUACCUAAGCAAUAAAAUAGAAGAUAUCAAAUCGACAAGAGAAGGCUUCGACAGAACAGUGAAAGUGGAAAAAGCGAGGCACUGAAGUGUAGGGCUUAGGUGUGAAAAUCAGAAAAAAAAUCUCUACAAAAAGAAAACAGAAAUUAACAUCCACUCCAUUUCACACUGAAGUUAUUCAAUUUGCUGUUGUUGUUUUUUUUUUUUCAAUUAAAAUGCUCUAACUUCAGCAGCAUUUUCAUUUGCAUUUUUAACAAUGGAAAACAUGGAGGUAUAUUCCUAGUGCGACAUUGAUAUAUAACAAAUUUGCAUAUAAUAGUUUAUCUAUUAGUGCAUUUUUAAACUUUUCAUUUCCUAGAAUAAUAUAUGUGUUUGACCAUUUAGUGGAAAGUUCUGAACAAGUUUCAUUAAUCCAUCUUUUGACCUCAGUUCAAUAAAUAUUGCUAAAAUGGCAAUCAUAAAAGAAUAUACUAGAACACCGCUGUGUAUCCCUUCCCCGGAGAAGCUGUAUUUCCCCCAGUGUUAGCCUUGGAAGCCUGGGAAUGAAUAAAAUUGUCCUUCGUCUGGAUAACCGUGUAGAUGUUGCCGUUCCUCGAGAAAACCCUGAGGCACUUUGUCACUUCCUCAAAAUAAAUGUAGAGCAUUAAAGCCACUGUCAAUGAAAAAAUGGGAAAGAACUCACUAUAAAUAUUACUUCAAAUUUUUGUUACUUUCUGGUCAUUUUUCGCGUCUAUGUACAGUCGGAUGGACACGGUAUAGGUACUUGAUGUAUAUUUUCUAAAAGUGCUUGAAAUGCACAGUAAAAUUAUUUAAAAUCAUUUCUUGAUUAGUAUUUUUAUGAUAUGUAGUUGAAAUUAAUGUUUUUUUAUCGAUUUUUCUCUAUUUUGUACGAAAGCCCGAUGGUGACUUCAUACUUCAGUAUUCCCAUUUCCUGUUUCAUAUUUAUCAUUUCUCCAUGUAUACAAUAAACAUAUAGAAACUAUGAAAUGAGAAGUAUGAAAUGUGAAAGUCUGAGAAGUAUGAAAUGUAAAAUUCAUAUUUCUCACCUCAUACUUCUUAACUUUGGUAUCGAAAAUCGUGAGAAAUGUGAAGUUAACAUCUCUUAAUUCUUACUUCACACUUGUCAACUGGUUUCGAAAUGGUAAAAUGACCUGCUUGUGACCCAUCUCUUUUCCGAGUCUGACCCAUGUUUGUCCCAGCAAUUUUUGAGUGAUUUUUUCUUCUUAUAUCGCGUGGCCACGUGAUAGCUUUUUAUGGGUUUUUGCUAUCGCGUGUCGCGAGAUAACUUUUUAACAUGUGAUAGAUUUUUUUAAAUAACUUUUUUCCAAACUGAUGAAAAUGUGAUGUAUUCGUUAAAAUGUCGUUUUUCUUUGCCCAUUUCUGCAUGUGAGAUAUUCCUUUGGUGUGCCUAUGAAAUGUCCAACGUGUGCAUCACAUAGUAUGUAUCAUAUACGUUUCAUACGCGUGUUAUUUUCGAUCGAAUGUAUCAAUAAUGUAAUAUAUGCGGUAGAAUUUUUCAUUCGUGAUAUAUUUGCUCUGUGAUAUAAUCGGCUCAACAAGACCCACCAUUCUCUCUAAUACAUAAAGGAAUACGCAUUAUUUUGCGAAUACGUCAUGGUUUAGAGGUUCCUCCGACAAAACUGUCGGUGUUAAAAAUAUUGUGAUAACAUAUUUGUUAAGACAAAGUCUUGACUUGAUUUAUUUGAGUUAUUUCAAUAAAAAUCUUAUGUUUAAAACAUUCUACAAUAAUCUAAAAUUAUAGAAAAAUACGGACGUUUUCCGUACGAAAAUGCACAGUAAUUCAGCUUUAAACCUAAAUUACGUACAGACGGACACACAGAUGUCUGCUAUAUUAUUACCAACAUAUUGUCAUUUGCUAUCCAAAAAGUGUUUAAUUGUAUUUUUAUGUCCAAUAAAUAUUUCAAUUUUUUAACCGCAGGUAUUGUACUUCUGGGUCGUGACAACAUCACCAGGUAAAAGUCGUCUGGUAGAAGAAGCUAAAAUAUAUAACAUAUGGUAAGCACCAUAGCAAAAAAAACAAGUUAGGGCAUAAAACUGCUCCUUUGGGUACACCAUACCUCCGUAGGCUCCCAUAAAUAAUACGUGCUACUUAUACAAAAUAUAUGUGCAACUAAGUUCAAACAUCACGUGAUUAAAAUACGUCACUUAUUACUUCCAUUAUUUCAAAAAUUUAUUACUUACAAGUCAAAAGUUAAAGUAUGGAAAAGAUAUGAAAAGUUCAUGAUAAAAAAUUAUAGAUAAAGAAAUGAUAAACUGCAGCUAUUAUUUACAACUACAAAUUAACAAAUUUCAGUUAGACAUAGUACUAGAGCCAUUUUUGCAAUCGAAUACCGCCGGAUGUAAAACAUUUAUGUCAACACCGGUUUUGUAUUUCAAGUGAAAACGGCCGAAAACUGAGAGGUUAUCAAAAAAUAAUUAAGUUACGAACACCAUGAGGAUUUUUCAUGCAUUUAAACGGUAAGUGUAAUGUUUAUGGAUUAUUCAAUACAGUAUGAAAGUAAACUGUGUGAAUGGAAAUUAUGAAAGAAACUUCGAUAAGAAAAUAUUGACUUUCUACUUUCACUUUCAUUGUCGCUUCUUAAAUUGCCCAAAUAUGUUCUUUCUAUUAAUUUGUUUUUUCUUGUUUUUUUGUUUGUAUAUACAUAAUCCUAUAGCAAAUUAUUGUGUGAAAUGACAGCUUAUUUAAAGCAUCUGUGAUUAACUGGGCCAAAGUUCACCGAUUUUUCCAUUUAGAGUGACCUUUGACCUAAUAAUAACUUAUAGUUCGGCAUACAUACUCGAGCUAACCCGAAUCACGCAGGGUAUUACUCGAGUAUAACUCGUGUAACCCGGGCGAUAGUAGUUGUGUCACCCGAAUUCUACCCAGCUCCUGAAGCUGGAAAAGGCGGGUGAUCGUAUCCGAAUACAUUAAAACUUUAAACAUGCCGUCGUUGGUAGACUGGUAAAAUUUAGGGUACAAUUACUAUCAAGGUUUUAUCUCAAUACCCACGGAUGACAUUAAAAAGAAACUUCAAACAAGUCUUUCCACUCAUCAGACCUACCAAAAUAAUCUAGUUAGAUAGCUUUUGAACAAAUAUUAUGUAUAUUAUGGGUCUCAUUUAUAGACAUUUAAUUGCAUUGAAACCAAUUUUUACUUUUUAAGGUCAUUAACUAACCGCAGAUGAUCAAGUCCCAUUACUCUAAUAUGUAUUUUAACAAAAUUAUGUCCCUUUUGGACUUAGAAAAUGCAGUUUUAAGUUUUACAUGAAAGUUAGUACAUCUAACCUAAUGCAGAUGUUUGGUUAAAACUUCACACAUUUCUACGGGUCUGUAAAAUAAGGUCAUAGCAACAUAUCACAAGCCUCAUAACUCUCACUUGAGUCAGAUCCCUUUUAACUCCUUUGGUCGAAAUGCUACUAAAGGCGCUAUGUUUUCUACCCCCGUAGCGUCGAUAUCCGACUAUAUGCGCGUUAUCAGGACUCCCCAGGACGGCAAUUGACGAGUAUAGUCGCGGCACCGAGAUCAUGCUGAUUGCGUCACAUACUUGUUAUUUUUUGAUAAUCCUGAUAAAAGCAAAACUAUUUUGCAUACCGGCUAUUAUUUCUUAGAUGUUAUAAUUAUUAAUUAUGCUAAUAACUAGUUUCCUUGUUAAAAUAAAUGUUUGUAAAUAUGCGGUAAAGGAAAUAAAAAAGACGAACUCCGC